UUAAUCCUUUUCCAUCGCCGAGUUUUCUUUUCUGAGUUUCUUUAGUUAAAAACUCCCCACAUCUUUGGACUCUUUCCUUCCCAAAUAUCUUCGCUGAAGGGGCGUUUCAAAACAGACGCCUCCUCUUUAAAGUUUUUACCGGCUAUUGCUACCGGCCUAGGCUCAGAAAAUCAGUUUUGAAAGUUUUAUGAGGUUAGACGGUUCGAAGGAUUACAGCAUUUUAUGCUGCUGAUUGUUUACAAUCUGCUCGAGUGGAGUUCGACAGUGUCUUUAACUUAAAGAUAUUAAUCAUGGCAGACACAGAAGAUUUGGGAAUGGCUGGGGAAGAGCAGCUAGAUAAUUUGGACUCUAUGGAAGGAGCAGAAGGAGAAGUGGGAGAUAAUGGUGACAUUGGAGAAAUUGAUGGAAAUCAUGCUGGUGCUGGUAUGGAUGACCCUGAGUUGGAGGCCAUUAAAGCCAGAGUCCGGGAAAUGGAAGAAGAGGCAGAAAAACUUAAACAAUUACAGUCUGAGGUCGACAAGCAAAUGAACAUGGGGAGCCCACCAGGAAUAGCAGCCAGUCCAUUGAACAUGUCUUUGGAAGACAAAAUGGAAGUAGACAAUCGUUCAAUUUAUGUAGGCAAUGUAGACUAUGGGGCAACUGCAGAGGAACUAGAGCAACAUUUUCAUGGAUGUGGGUCUAUCAAUAGAGUCACAAUCCUCUGCAACAAGUUUGAUGGCCACCCAAAGGGCUUUGCCUACAUUGAAUUUGGAGAAAAAGAGUCUGUACAGACAGCUAUGGCAAUGGAUGAAUCACUAUUCCGUGGCCGACAAAUAAAGGUUAAUCCAAAACGCACCAAUAGACCUGGCAUGAGCAUGACUAACCGGGGACCCAGGGGAAGAGGCAUGCGUGGAAGAGUCAGUAGAGGAUCUGCCUAUUUUGGAUACAGACCUAUCAGAAGACCAAGGAGUUAUCGAAGGGCCUCAUUUUACCCAUACUGAUCAACAUUGCCUGUGACGCACUCAGCUCUCAGGUCAGUGUGCACAGGCUACCCUUCCCCACAAUUGUGGUUAAGUAGGAUUUAAAAAACUGUAUCAGUCCUAUUUGAAUCCUCUUUGUUACUUUGUAUGUUGUUCUUCAGUAAUGUAAGGAUGUUACAACUAAAAUCACAAUAUUGGGGCUUCCAUGCCUGUGGCGUUGACAAGUUGAAUUAAGAUAAGAGUGCAGUGUAGGAUAUGGGCUAGUAGAUCAAUUCUUCUGUGUGUAUAAAAAAUUAUGUGUGACUUAUUACUUGAUUUAUUGAAAUCAUAACACACAACUAAGAUAUUACUAGUUGUUGUGUGUCCUACUGUGAGAGAGUACCUGUGCCUUUUCCUCAUAACUCUUCAUCCAUAGUAAAAUUUGCAUAUUUCACCAUCUUGCAAUCUAUUUUCUUGGAUGGCUUGUAAGUCAGUGGGUAUCAGGCUGAGAUAAUUUAUAUGCUCCAAUGUUUUGCUUAAGUUAGUUAUGCACUAGGCACUCUGUAUAUUGUUCAAUUCAGGUUUCAUUUUUGCUCCAUUUGGUGAAUGCAUUAUAUGCACAGUUUUCUGAAUAAGGUGUAUGUGGUCUGAUGAAAUGAAGGGGUUCAUUUUUAUCUUUGUAGUAUUAAAUUAAUAUGAAGUCAUAUGAAAUGCAUUGUAACAUACUUUAAAACUAUUGACUAUCAGCAAAUUCCAAAGACAUUUAUUCUGUCUUUGCUAAUGCUUGUUUGUAUGUGUUAGCAAGUUUUAAGUUGUUUGGUCAGUUUGUGCAGUCUUUAUGUAAUGGGCAGUUUAGGCCCACGAAAUUAUUAUUUCUUGUUUUAGUUUUUGGAAUACACUUUGGAUGGUUUCUCUGGAACGUUGCAUUUUUGUGCAUGUGCAGUAGAAGUUUUUUUUUUUAAUUUCAUGACUCAAUUUCUAUGUUUUUGGUUGGAUGUCUGAUAAAUUGUGCAGCUUUCUCUCUAAAAUCCAAGACUGUUCACGUGUUUCAAUAUUUUCCAAGCAUUGAUUUAGUAUCAUUUUUUGACAUUCUUUUGAACAUGUGUCAUUGUGAAGGUUUAUCAUUGAAAAUUCUUGACAAAUCUGGUUCUAUGUUGCAACACAUUUGUUGCUGUUCUUGUUUUCCUGCAGUAUCAACCCUUUGUGAUUUACAUUCAUGUGCUGUUUAUUUAUUAAUUUUGUGUGACAGUUCAAAGUAUUAUUUGAACUCUUUAAAUUUGAUACGCAUGUCAUAUAUCAAAACAUAGUGUACACUAUGUUUAUCUACCUGCAACUAUCAUUCUCACUUCAUCACUUGUUACAAGAGUUCUGAGUUUUGUAGAAAAUUCAGGAAAAGCCACCCCAUGAGAAAAGUGACGAUUGGCAGGCUUAUAAGAGUCAAUGGACACAAUGAAAAAACUAUGAAAAGAGUAUAA
This is a messenger RNA of Frankliniella occidentalis (western flower thrips), 2413 nucleotides long. RefSeq names its product polyadenylate-binding protein 2 (gene Pabp2). Lineage: Eukaryota; Metazoa; Arthropoda; Insecta; Thysanoptera; Thripidae. The record is from RefSeq and is a predicted model, not a curated record. Bases 291 to 980 code for a protein of 229 amino acids. Gene Ontology annotation, molecular function: RNA binding. The transcript has 8 exons.